This is a messenger RNA of Caretta caretta (loggerhead turtle), 4656 nucleotides long. RefSeq names its product fat storage inducing transmembrane protein 2 (gene FITM2). The record is from RefSeq and is a predicted model, not a curated record. Gene Ontology annotation, cellular component: endoplasmic reticulum membrane. Lineage: Eukaryota; Metazoa; Chordata; Testudines; Cheloniidae. Gene Ontology annotation, molecular function: coenzyme A diphosphatase activity. Gene Ontology annotation, biological process: lipid storage; phospholipid biosynthetic process; lipid droplet organization.
GCGGUGACGCAGUACGGCGGCCGGGAGAGGCCGGCAGGCAGGCGCCGCCGGGGCAGCGUGAUCGUCUCGUCCGGCGGGAGUGACUUUGGGCGCGACCGCACCCGGGAUGGAGCCGCUGGAUCGCUGCGCCCGGCCGCUGCGCGCCGUCCUGGUGCGGAGCUCGAUGCGGCUGUGGCUGCCCUGGGGCCUGCUGGGCCUCAUGCUGGGCGGCUCCCUCCUGAAGGCGCUGGCGCCGCUGCCCGACUCCUACCUGAGCAGCAAGCGCAACCUGCUCAACAUCUAUUUUGUCAAAUUGGCCUGGGCCUGGACGUUCUGGCUGCUGCUACCCUUCAUUGCUAUCACCAACUACUAUCUCAGCCGAAAUGUCCUGGGGGUGCUGCGGCGUCUCGGCACCUUGCUGGUGGGCACCGUGGUUUGGUACGUCUGCACUAGUCUCUUCUUGCGCAUAGAGGAUUUCACUGGCAACUGCUACAAAUCGCCAGCACUUGAUGUGCUGUUCCAGGAGCACCCCAGCAAGUGGCAAUGCCGCCAGGGUGGUGGCUUCUGGAAUGGCUUCGACAUCUCAGGGCACUCCUUCCUCCUAACAUACUGUGCCCUGAUGAUUGUGGAGGAGAUGGCUGUGCUGCACGUCCUGAACACUGACCGGAGCCCAAGAUUACAUGCAGUGGUCAAUGCCCUGUUCGUUGCCUUGAGCUUUCUGACCCUGAUCUGGGUCUGGAUGUUUUUUUGCACUGCUGUAUAUUUCCAUGACUUCUCCCAAAAAUUGUUCGGCACCCUAGUGGGUCUGUCAGCCUGGUAUGGAACAUACAGGUUCUGGUACUUGAAAUCCUUUUCUCCUGGACUUCCUCCCCAAAAUGCUAGCUUGAGUUCAAAGAAGCCUAAUUGUAGCAGAUAAAAAUUUCUGUAAUUCAGAUUUUGUUUUAAAUACAGGAAUAUUAGUUUGUCCAAUGCUCCAUUUUUUUUUUUUUUUUUAAAGAGCAUAUUUAAGGGGAUGGGAAGAAAGGCCAAUAGUCUUUACAGUCUGAUGCCUGGCUUGUGGCUAUGGUCUAGUUCCUGGUGAGCAAAUGUUGAUAUCACAGAACUGCGUACCGUGAUUGGGUGUAAUUGGCUACCUAACUGAAAUCUGAGCAAAGAGGCCAAGGGUUGGAUCCAGCCUGGAGACUGAAUUCUCUUCUCCCUUUCUGGGGGUCCUGCUGGGGCAAGCUUGAGGCCCAUUGGCAAGGUGCUGUAAAGAAAGCCUGCACUGCUACUACCUAUGCUCACUCUACCUGUUCUGUUGAUAAACAGAGGAUCCAGGAUUGGCAGAGAUCUUCAGUCUUUAGGGCUAUCAACCCAACACCUUUCAGUGAUCUGAAAUUCAUCAUUCUCUUCCCCAUCCCCAUCAUCUUUUUUUAAGAUAAAAUAUUUCACAUGGUCCAAACCUUGUGCUCGGUUUUAAUUCUGACUUUUUGAAUACUCUAGUUGUGAUCUUUACAAAUGUGCCUGGGGCAGUGUAAUGGUGCUAACUAGUGCAGCAGACUUUUAAUUGGCAAUCAAAAUGCACUUAUUAAAGCAGAAUGUAGCUGGGUUGUGAAACUGGAGCACCUCACAUUCUUAGACUGUUAAAUACUUUCACUUCCCAUAAAUUUUAAUUGGCCAUCUGUAUAUUCAGCAGCAAGAAGAGAGACUUUGCUUUUUGCGACCCAAAGCCUAAUGUUAGGUCACAGCUUUAAAUUGACUCCUCCUCUCAAUCUUUGGAAAUGAAAUUCCUAAAAAAUAAAUUUUAUUGCUUCAGAUGAUGAUAAAAAAUUCGAUUUGCCCCUUUAUUCUUAACACUAAUUGUAAAAAUAGCAAGAUGGUAUGUUUUGUUAAAAUGUAAUAAUAAGAUGACUCCUCCCAGUUCUCUGUUAAUUGGCUUGUACAAAAAUGUUAAUGAUUUAAAAGAUUUUUUUUUUUCAGAUGUUAUAAGUUUCAAAUUUUGUAUUUGCAUUAAAAAAGCUCUGUUUGAUGUGUUCCUUUCAGACGGACGCCCAGCGGAUUUCUGGCCUCAUGUAACAAGUGCACUGGCUGGACCCAUUAUAUCUUGAAUCAUUGUGUUUGUUAGGGGUUGUAUGUAAUAUAGCAUUUCUGCCAAGGGUACUGUAGAAAUAUGCUUAAAGAAAUACUUAUUCUUAUCUUUUUGUUGGCAUCAAUAAGCUAUUUUAACUGCAUACUAAGUUGUGGCAAAAAGUGGUAGCCAGUAAAACCCUAUUAUGAUGUACAAAUUGGGAUGUCUAUGUUCUGUCCUUCAUGUGAGAUGGACAUUAGCAUAAUUUUUAGUUUAAAAAUUGUAUCUGUUUUACAAAAGCCUUAUUCAUGUCAUGAGUAGACAAACCAAAAUCAGUUUCACAACAGUACUAGUGAGUCCAGCAGGCUAUCAAAAGCUUUUGGUAGCUCAUCUGUAUGUCUUCUAAACUGUAGCUAGUUCUAGUAGCACAGUGAUGGACCUAAUUUUCUACAUCACUUGAUUUUGAGUUGUGUUUUGCUGCCUUUAGGACAAGGGGUUCCAUACCCUGAUCUUAAUAUGCUCAUGUUGCCACCUUAACACUUCUUUCCUAGCCAGAGAGGGAGACCGUCCUGCAAAUACAAACAGGUUAAUUUCUCAUUUGGGGCCUGAUCCUUUGAAAUGCUGACUUCCCUCUGUUCCCAUUGAAUCAAGUGAUGGUUGAGGGUCCUCGGGAGCUCCCAGAAGGCACAAAGCAGAUCUCAGGAUCAGGCUGUCUCAUGAGAUUCCUGUGAGUAGAUGAAAAAUACAGCUUUGUGUUUUGGGUUGUUCUUUGGGUAUGUCUACGCUUUGAGCCAGAGGUGUAAUGUUCAGCUCAAGGAGACAUACCUGCACUAGCUCUGUUCAAGUUAUCACACUAAAAAGUGUAGGCAUGGUGGCAGGAGGUGGCAGCCACCCCGAGUACGAUGCUGUCCAGGCCUCUCUAAGAACAUACUCAGGUGGCUCGCUCAACAUGCUGCCACGGCUACACGGCAAUCUGAGAUAAUCUCUUCAAGCUGGAAAUUACAGCUCCAGUUCGAACUGUAGUCGGAUCCAUUGUGUCAAACCACCUUUCAGCUGCUUUAUUGGACACCUUGUCUACAUGAGAAAGUUUCAUCAGUUUAAUUUAAAUCAGCAUUUAAACUGAUAGGGUUUCACAUUAGUUUAACUAUAUGCGGACACUCUUAUUUUGGUUUAGCUUAAACCUGUUCCCAGUAGAUUUAAAGAAAACUGCUAAAAGCCCAGACUCCUCGGGGCAGACACCCCAAGAUCCCACUCUUUCCUGAACUGAUAUUUAUACUCCUUUAUACUGACAUGAGAGGCCACACUCGGGUUAUAUCAGUUUUACUGUAUCUGUUUAAAUUAUGCCGGUGCCACAUUCCCAUAUAGAUAAGGCCUGAGUAGAACCCCAGUAUUAUUAAAAACUAUGCAGUUAAACUGACAGGCUUUUAAAGCUUAAGUUAAAAUUAGCUUCCCCUCUGGAAAACACUGUUUUUGUGCAAUCUGUUUACAAAUACUUCCAUUCACUUAACCAGUGUGUCAUAGUAACUGUUUAUUAUGAUUAUUAAAAUUAAUAGCAUAGGAUAUGAAAAUGCUUGAAACUUUACUGUAACCUCAAUGCUAGUAUGUUAGACAAAUGUAACUGAUCAAAUUCACCUAGAGGAUAUACAAGGGGUUGUGUGGUUGAGGUUCAAUUUCUGGAGCCUCUAAAGAUAAAUUAAGGGCCUGCUGCUGCUACUUGUGCCCAUGUAGUUAAUGGGACUACUUGCAUUAGUAAAGACUACUCUGGUGAGUAAGUAUUGCAGGAUGAGACUUUUAAGUUUGUCAUUGAGAAUUCCUAUGGUAUUUGGACACAUCAGUAGGGCCCAAAUUUUCGAAAAUAUGAGGCACGAAAGUGUAUGAGCAAAACGAGCGUUCUAACGUGUGUCCACUGUGCAGACUGAUUGUGUAAUUGUCUAUAUAAAUACCCAUCUGAGCAAACUAUCUUAGUAAUACACCUGCGCUUUGUGCUCCUAGAGUGAAAACUUUGCCCCAUUGAAGUCAAUGGCAAAACUCCCACUGUGUGGCCUGGAUUUCGUUCCUAAUGUGUUUGAAAAUCUCACGGGUAGGUGUCCAGCCUCAGUACAGAGGCCACACGUUUACCAUUGACUCGGAGAGUUCGCUUGCUGCGUUCAGACAUUGGAACUUUUCUUUUGUGCCUUUUGAUCCUACCACAGGCAGAUGAUCUCGUCCUUUUCGUUUUCAAUGUUAAUCUAAUAGCUGUCUGUGGAAUUCAACGGCAGGAAAUCUUCUCUCCAUGUGUAUUUUUUUCUCUUUAUUUGGGGGAGGGGGGGCGGGUAGUUUAUAUUUACCACUGGAAUGAAAAUCCAGUCCCUCCACAUCAAGGGUAAAUUUGCAGCAGAGAAGAAAACUCCACUCUAAACAGCUGGAUUUGGUGUGGAUUGUUGCCAAGUGGACAGAUCUUUUCUUUGAACUUGCUGGAAAUACAUCUGGAAUUUGCAUGAGUUUUAAAAACUAAAACCUGGAAAAAGUAUUUGAGAGGACAAUAUUCAAAUCUUGCAGUGGAUGGUGAUAUGAAGCAAUUGUAAUCAUGAAAUUAUAACUCAUAACAGCCUUGUUUGACUUCCUGAAUUAAAGUCUCUUGCCUACAUUCA